CUCCCGGAUCGCAUGAGGGACAUCAUUAGCCAGGUUGGAACCGUCUCGGACCUGGGAGUCAAUGUGUCCGAAUGGAUUAAUGCUAGGAAAUUGGCACGAGAUACAAAGUUCAUGAAUCUCCAGAGUUCCCGUUUACUCGAACGGUACAAAUCCGGAAAGUGCGUUGACCAGAGCAGAAGAAGAUCGAAUUCAGCUUGGAGCUUGGAACACUUCUAGAAUGUGGUGACACCCAUCAAACGUACGCUAUCUCAUUGAAUUAAUUAGUGUGCGGGUGUGUAGCUCUCGAGGACCUGGGUAUCUGGGGGAAAAAGUUAUGAUCAUGUGUCGUGUGAAAUCUUGGCAACUGCAGACAGAAACUAAUGAGUGGUGAUUCAAACGCUUCGAGUUAUAAUCUGGGUGGUAUGAGUGUGACGUUGUUGGUGUUCAUGUGUACGAUAUAAUUACAUUGAAGUUCGUUAACCUAAACCUUAAUAACGCCAAAAUCAAAUCAGCGCUAGAGAUCGGUCUCCUCGGCUUCAGUAAAUGGGAGGAAGAAAAAACCUGUCGAUGUCUGAUGCGAUGGGUUUGAUUAGAUGGUGGAGCUCAACCCCAUGGGAGUCCCUCUAAUCCGAAGUGACCGCUGGUAUUAAAAACGUACAUCCGUUUACGGUUAGUCGCCACUUUCUCCCCAUCCAUCGUCAUUAUCAACGAGCCAGCCGCCAGCCACCAAUUACGGUGCGAAUUUUUGGCACAGGUUCAACGUUCCGUUUGAUGUAGUUUACAUUUUUGUUUAAGCGGAUCUGACCUUUUCCGCCCAAAAACAUCCGUCGCAAGUCGCACGACAUAAAAGAAAGGUGCCGGCAAAAAAGACAAAGCAUUUUAAAUUCGACCAACAAUCAGCGCUGCCGCUGCCUGGAAUCUGCGAAGAAACCGAUCCCCAAAUUUUGGGGGGCAGCACCAAACUGCUGGAGCCGCAAAUUGAGACAAAGAAAAUAAUAAACAUUUUUAUAACAGACGGACGCGUAUUUUAAACAAACAAUUUCGCAGCAAGAAACCCAGUUCGGUCUCAUUAACCUACUGUACAAAUUUCACGACUAGAUACUCAAGUAAACCGGAUCAGUGAGCUUUUUGCAUACAAUUGCGAGCACUGAAACACAUUUAGGAAAGGAAAAUGGAGAAUGACCGGUCAGUACCUGCCAUCAGCAUACUUUUGCUUCUCGGGAUCUUCUCCUUGGCUCAUCUGGACGCGGUUGCUUCAAUUCAGAUCGACAAUCGACUGGUGCAGCCUCAGCAUGAUUGUUUCGAACGGAUAGCGCUGGGAGCUAUGUUACCAUUCGAAAAGACGUUCCGAAAUUCGGAUACAAAUUCGUUAAAAAUCUGUGAAACUCUCUGUCUAAAUGACAAAGAAUGCCAAACGUUCUCAUUUGGCAUUUCCGGGCGAGGUAAUGGAACCUGUCAACUCUCGGCAAACCUGAUCGAUGCCACUAACUCAAGACCUGUGGGGACCAUUUUCGAUCCAGAUUUUGAUCUCUAUACUCGAAAGUAUAACUGUUUUUUAGACUCGGGUGGACCUUCAAACGCACCCCCUAGACCUGGAGGGCUAAGCAAUUUUCCUGGUAACGAACUACCUCCAGGAGGAACAACAAGACCAACAUCUUCAUUCCCUCCUUCUGGACCACCAGAACGACCUGGACCUCCGAUAUUCUCACCAAGUGGCAGUCCGCCAACUGGCGAGCCCAUAUCGACUACCCAUGGAGGUUUCCCUGAAACACGACCCACCAGCGAAUAUCCAGGAACAUACUCAACCAGCAUCGGAACCACUUAUGGGCAAACGACAGGAGAAACACUUCCUGAAACCACCGCCCCUGGUGAAGAAUACUACACCACUAAGGAUCAACCUUCUUCAUCGAUAACCGGUCAUUACGGUCCUCCUACGAGUACUGCAGCUGGAACUACAGGAAUCGACAGGACGCCAACUAAACAAACGGCACCAACGGUGCCUGGUGAAGCACCCACUAAAUAUCCUUUGGAUAUCAGACCACAGUAUCCGAGUGGAUCAGGUCCUUCGAGGCCGAACACCUAUUCUUACCAGUACCCAAUGCUCUACGAAACCAACUAUCCAAUGCCUAAUAACAACGGACAUCUGCCUGAAAUGUAUGCUCAAAACAUUCCAUCCUUAGAUAGCAACUACCUUAGACCCGAAUACGCCGGAUACUUUGGAAGACCCACCAGUCCUUCAGCUUCUACGGGUAAUAUGAAACCAGUUGAUAAUACAAUUUCCGGAUAUGGUAGCACCGGGCCCCAAAGACCGUUGGAUAGUAAACCCUCUGGAUAUGGAAGUGGGGGAAGUCGCCCAACAGGAAUAGCGACAGGGCCCAAUGGAUAUGGCUAUGGAAGCAGCGUUAGCAGACCGCAACAACGGCCUCCAAGUGGUCCACCUAGUGGUGGAGAUGGUGGAUAUAAGGUGACGGAAGAAAAGCAGGAACAACCAAGCAGUAUGCGAC
Uranotaenia lowii is the source of this 2483-nucleotide messenger RNA. RefSeq names its product mucin-19-like. The record is from RefSeq and is a predicted model, not a curated record. Lineage: Eukaryota; Metazoa; Arthropoda; Insecta; Diptera; Culicidae. The transcript has 4 exons. The annotation marks the transcript as partial.